UUGGUUUGCCUCAUUCUACUCCUGUACUCCAUCUUAAACCAGAAAGGUCUCGAUACUGAAUCGAACCACCUAAAAGACCUGAAAGUAUAGCGAUAUUGUAGCAUUCAGCCGUUCACCAACCAUCGAAGCAAGCACAGCCCACUACGUAUCAUGGCCAUUAAUCCUCGUAAGACUCUGAUGCUUAUUUGCGAUGUGCAAGAGCGCUUCAGGUCCGCCAUCUACGGCUUUGAUGCUAUGACCUCCUCUAUCUGCAAGUUGGUCAAAGCUACUCGGGUACUGGAGGUUCCAACCUUUGUGACAGAGCAAAAUCCCAAGGCUCUUGGGUCAACCGUAGAGGAAAUUACGUCGCUUUUAGACAGGAAGGACCUCAACCAAGGAGUUAUUGCCAAGACCAAAUUUUCCAUGGUGACUGAAGACACCAUAGAAGCAAUCGAUUUCAGCAAGUACAACUGCUUCAUACUCACAGGGAUCGAGUCACAUAUCUGUGUGCUGCAGACCGCCUUAGAUCUAUUGCAAUACCGAACCAAACCAAAAGUGUAUCUCGCAGCUGAUGCUGUGUCGUCAUGUAACAAAGAAGAGGUGCCCAUAGCCCUUCGAUACUUGCAACAACAAGGAGUGGAAGUGACUUCAAGUGAAUCGCUUAUCUACAGAUUACUCGGAGACGCUAAAGAGCCCACUUUCAAGUAUAUUGCAAAAUUAACGAAGGAAGAAAAGGAAAACACGACGCAUAAUCUCCAAGUUCUACAACCUUUUUAGACAGUAUAGGCGGCUUUGGAAUCAAUAGGUCUUCCAUCCCGGUACUCGUUCCCGAAAGUUCAUCGUGGUGCCGCUUGGCUUUCCAAAACAAUACAAGCAGAUGUAAGGCCUCCCGUUGAGUGCCUUUUGAAUCCAAAGGGGCUUUUGGACAAGAAAGAGUGCAAAAAUUCACCAAAGACAGUCUUGCGAGGUAAAGCUUGAUAGCGAAAGGCAAGACGAAAUAUGAAUGUAGAGAAAGAAACAUUUAUAUUCAUGCGUCUUCGUAAGAUAUGCUAUAAUUCAUGCUACAAACCUUUUUCGGAGCUGGUUGAGAUGCUUAGAGCUCGUCAUGCCCCAUUUGCUUCUUCAUAUCAGCCCAGUCUAACCAUUCAUCAGCUCCACCCAUGGCUUCUUGGGCCAUCCCAUUGUCGUAAUCAAAGUCGUCAGAAGGAACGCCAUCUUCGUCAAGAGGGCCCAUGGCAGUUGGAGGGGCAGGUCGGACAUCAACUUGAGGCUGUGCAGAAAGGGAUACACCAAGGCUCUUCCGGAGGAGGGCUUCUACGCGCUCAAAGUAGCUAUAUAUUGAACAAGGCGAUGAGCGUCGCCUUAGAGCAAUCCAGGUGUAGCAGACUCACCUAGUGGGGUCAGCAACACUGAAGCCACUCCUGACCAGGGUGGUGUCCAACAACACCCUGACAGUUUCAGUCAAUUCCUCUUCUUCGUCGCUCUUCUUCAACGCAUCCUCGUCCUCCUCAUCUGUCGUAGGCAACUCUAAAACCUUUUCCAAGAGGCCUUCAAUGAGAGGUGAUUUCGGGUUGAUCUCGAGCACCUUGGGUAAGUUCUUCAUAACUUGGAACAUAGGGUCGUCAUGAGCCUCAGCCUGAGCCGCCAUAAUUCGCUGCAUGUUGGCAGACCAGCCCAUAUGGUCGACGACGACGGUACAGGGUGAGGUGACUAGCCGGUUGGUGAGGACAACUUUGAAACUAUCCUUCUUCAACCAAUCGACAAGGGGUUUAAAAGCAAUUUUUUGGGCCUCCAAUUCCUUCUUCUCGGCCUCGUGUUCAUUCUCAUCACCAUACUUCAGGCCUUUCUUUGAAACAUCUUGAGUCCUCAUUCCCCUGCGAAAAGUAUAAGCUUGAAAUUCACCUAGUCAACAAGAUCACUGACAUGAAGUUGCCCAAAGCACCCAUCAUAGGCUCAUCGGAAGGGAGGUUCAAGAGCAGGACCUCGUACCCUCGAGCAAUGAGCUUCUCGACGAAUGGCGAUCGCUUCAAAUCAUCAAUCUUCUCCCCGACACCCGCCAUAUAGUAGAUCUAACCUUUGAGUCAGACUGUGUUCAAGUUGAAGUUUGAGGACUCUCACCUGAGUCUGGCCCUCUUUCCUAUUCUCCACAUACUCCUCCAAGCUCGUGUAGUUGGUCCUGGUGCUCUCAAAUCUCAAGAGUUUGGCAAGCUUGACAUGGUCCUUUUUACUCUCCAGUACUCCCAAGCGCAAGGCGUUUCCAUAAAGCUGAGAGAUUUCUUCGUACUUCUUGGGCUGUUCGGUGGCGAUGCGGGUGAAGAGGUCGAUAGCCUUUCGGACGAGGAUUCGCUGAAGUUGCGAGAGGAAACGAGUGUUCUGAAGGGUUUCUCGGGAUACAUUGAGGCUAUCAAGGAAUUAGUACAGUAAUGAGUAAGCUAUGUAUAGGGCUCACGGAAGAUCAUCAGCUACAAGAUAUAAUGUCAGUAAAUUACGAGACCUCAUCAAAGCAGCCAGGACUUACCAUCCACGACCACCUUCAAGAAGCUCAGCCAUCUUGGCAUGAAUUCUUCACCCAAGUCAUCUGUAAUGAAGACCCUCUUUACCAUCAACCUAACGUUAUUGAUGCCACUAGUAAUCUUCUGCCAAAAGUCCUUGGGAAGCUGGGAUGGGAUGUACAUUAUGGCGCGGAAUGAGACACCAUCGCCAGUAUCACCCUUGAAAUGAGACCAACCCAAAGUCUCAGCUUGAGGGUCUUUGGCGAGAGCCGUGAAGAAGUCCCGGUAUUCGGUCUCCUCAACUUCCUUGGGCUCCCUGCAUAGGCAUCAGCUUCAGAAGCAGACAGAUAUGGAAAUUUUGGGAGUAAACUUGCCUCAUCCAAAUAGGAGGCUUAUCAUUGACGCGGACCCAUUGCUCUUCUGUAACAGUCUCGAACUUUUGCUCGUUCUCGUCAACGAUCGCAUCUUCGUCGUCAAAUUCAUCUUCAGAUUCGAUAGGAACCUGGGAUGUUUUCUUUUCCUUGAUAUAAAUGGGGAAAGUAGUGGAAAAGGCAGAGUGCUUCUCACUAUAGCAAGUCAGUCCGGUACUGAAGUGAUGCAAAGUGAUUUCAACUCACAUCAAACCUUUGAGCUUGGUAACAGACAACCACUCCUUCUCUUCCUCCUCAAUUGUGAGCACAAUCUCGGUGCCCCGACCCAAAGUGUUUCCACGAGGGUCUGGGAAAAUCUCAAAUGAAUCCCCGGAGGAAGAUGAGACAAAAGUGUGUUGGACGGGAUUGGGGUUCUCUUUGGUCGCAGGAGGAAGAGAAGAGACGCGGACUGUGGAAGAGACAAGGAAACAGCUGUAGAAACCAAGACCUAUUGGGAGAUCAGCCAUAAACAGUGCAAAUAUGCAAGCGAGACCAACCGAACUGUCCGAUCAAAUUCCCAUCUACACCCCCAGCAUCAGCUCGCUUCAAAAACUCGCUCGUUCCACUUCUUGCAAUUGUUCCCAAGUUCUUCUCCAGUUCAUGUUCAGUCAUACCGAUACCGGUAUCUUUGAUGAUAAUUUGUCCAGUCUUGCCGGCACUUCCUUCGUCCAAUACUACUUCAAUAGUGAUGUUUCCUUCACCCGCAGACAUGACAGAUCGAUCGGUGAGUGCAGUAAGUCGAAGUUUCUCGAGGGCAUCGUUGGCGUUUGAAAGAAGUUCCCGAAGGAAGACAUCUUUGUGGGAGUAGAGAGAAUGGAUAACUAGAGAUCUCAGACGAGUAAUAUCAGACUAAUAUAGAGCAGCCACUCAG
Molecule: messenger RNA, 3752 nt
Organism: Cryptococcus deneoformans JEC21
Lineage: Eukaryota; Fungi; Basidiomycota; Tremellomycetes; Tremellales; Cryptococcaceae
Exons: 8
Coding region: 151-756 (201 amino acids)
Source: RefSeq, a predicted model, not a curated record